Molecule: messenger RNA, 819 nt
Organism: Scomber scombrus (Atlantic mackerel)
Lineage: Eukaryota; Metazoa; Chordata; Actinopteri; Scombriformes; Scombridae
Exons: 3
Coding region: 1-819 (272 amino acids)
Source: RefSeq, a predicted model, not a curated record
AUGUGUAAGCGUGCAACCAAACCUAGAGCCAUUUCAUUCAAACCCCUAUCAAAACUGUACACCACCGACCCUGUAAACAGACACCCACCAUCCAAACUGUACACCACCGACCCUGUAAACGGACACCCACCAUCCAAACUGUACACCACCUACCCAAUAACCAGACACCCACCAUCCAAACCAUCAACCACCUACCCAAUAACCAAACACCCACCAUCCAAACCAUACAUCACCUACCCAAUAACCAGACACCCACCAUCCAAACUGUACACCACCUACCCAAUAACCAGACACCCACUAUCCAAACUGUACACCACCGACCCAGUAACCAGACACCCGCCAUCCAAACUGUACACCACCUACCCAAUAACCAAACACCCACCAACCAAACUGUACACCACCGACCCAAUAACCAGUCACCUACAAUCCAAACCAUACAUCACCUACCCAAUAACCAGACACCCACUAUCCAAACUGUACACCACCUACCCAAUAACCAGACACCCACUAUCCAAACUGUACACCACCUACCCAAUAACCAGACACCUACAAUCCAAACCAUACAUCACCUACCCAAUAACCAGACACCCGCCAUCCAAACUGUACACCACCUACCCAAUAACCAGACACCCACCAUCCAAACCAUACACCACCUACCCAAUAGGCAGACACCCACCAUCCAAACUCUACACCACCUACCCAAUAACCAAACACCCACCAUCCAAACUCUACACCACCUACCCAAUAACCAGACACCCACCAUCCAAACCAUCAACCACCUACCCAAUAACCAGACACCCACCAUCCAAACUAUACUAA